AUGUUCUCAUCAAACCGCACACGUCACCAGGAAGGCAGCUUUUCGAAACAUCGCGCAACCAAGUCUAAAUCACACAAGAAGAACCCCUCGUUCAGGGAUUCGCCGAGGAGAGUAGAGAGACUAGCACAACAUGCCCAGGCAUCGUCACCGCAAUCAAAUCAAACAUCGCCGUCGCUAGGAAGUGCUAUCAUCACCAUAUCCGUUGGCCGCGAACAGCGGCUCUUCGCAGCGCACGAAGAUGUUCUAUCUCACUCUCCUUGGUUUCAAACCCUCUGUAGCGGCCAGUUCUUUCAGACUACCAACAAGCGCAUCGAUUUACCUGACGAAGAACCCGAAGUCUUCUCAUCGAUUCUUGAGUAUCUCUACAAGGGUGACUACUACCCGCGCAUGGAGUACGACAAGAAACGAAACAGCUGGAAUCUUGAAGAUGGCGGCAAUACCAACAAUACACAUGAAGCUGUCGUCCAGUCCUCGGUCGGACCGAUACUGAAAGAUACCGUCAUCUACUGUCAAGCUGACAAGUAUGGGUUGCAAGAACUAAAAAAGCUUGCGUUGAAGAAGCAAGGUCUCCAGUCAGGCAUCCAGUGCUCGACUAUCCUGACAUCUGCCCGUUAUGCCUACGCCAACACUCCUGACAACGAUUCGAAGCUCCGUGCACACUACCUCGCGCUCAUCAUCCGAGCCAGACACACCUUCAAGCGUAGCGGCACCAUGCAGAACGAGAUGGAGAACGGCGGCAAGCUCUUCUUCGACUUGUUCGUUGCCAUGGUUAACCACAUGGACGAUCUGUCGUCACCUUCAAUCCGCUGA
This is a messenger RNA of Alternaria burnsii, 810 nucleotides long. RefSeq lists its product as uncharacterized. NCBI's taxonomy places the organism in Eukaryota, Fungi, Ascomycota, Dothideomycetes, Pleosporales, Pleosporaceae. The coding region runs from base 1 to 810 and encodes 269 amino acids. The transcript has 2 exons. Gene Ontology annotation, molecular function: protein binding. The record is from RefSeq and is a predicted model, not a curated record.